GCCUCCACGCCCUCGACAGCUCAAAGCAAGGCUCGCAGGCCGGCGCCAGCAGCAGGCGUCAGCCCAAGCGGACAGGCACAGAUUGCCAGAGAGCGGCCCACGAUGGACUUCACCGCAGCCUACCGCGCCACGGCGCUCUGCUACUCGCCCGGCUCCACGUUCCUCGCCUCGCUCUCCGGCGGCGCCGGCGGCCAGGUCGUGCUGGUGCGCGCCGCGCUCUCCCUCGCCGUCGUGCGCACCUGGAGCUUGCCGCUGCGCAUCGCCUCUCUCUCUUGGUCUCCCGACGGCGCCUAUCUGCUCGCGGUCGCACUGGCAGACGCUACGAUCUUUGUGCUGUCUCUCGACCCGGCGCGCGAGGCGCAGCGCGGAGAAGACGCGGGCGAAGGCUGGGUGGCGAGGAUACAGGCGGGCGCAGAGGGAUUGGUGGCGGCGCAAUGGGCGCCGCAUGCCGCGAGCCACACCGUGCUGUGCUUCAGCGAGGAUCAGCUGCGCGUCUCGGCAUACGAGCUGGCCACGCAACGAACGACGCUCUUGGAGGCGCCAAAGACUGCCAAAGCAUAUGGUAAUCCACAACACGCCUCCUUUGCCCUGCUGCAGCGCGCAAACGGCAAGGAUGGCAUCUCGGUGCUGUCGCACAGCACGCAAGCGACGCGUCCGGCAUGGACGCUGAGCGAGAGCUUCGCAGUCGCCACGAACGACGCGGCAGACUUGGCAUGGGCGCCUUCUGGAUUGUCUCUGGCCGUGUGGGAGAGUGCGCUCGAGUACAAGCUUCACAUCUACACGCUCUCCGGCUUCCUACGCGCCACAUUCGCCAUUGGCGCGUUGGAGGGGCACGUGGAGAGCAGUGGUCCCGGGGGAAGUGAUGCGCCACAGCCUCGGCUGGCGGCGAGCGGCAGUGUGCGACGACGCAACGACGACGAGGCAGAGGCGCUGCGGCGCGUGGCCGGCGGCGCGCUGGGCAUUCGCACGGUGGUGUGGAGCCCCAAUGGCAAGAUGCUGGCUGUGGGAGGGUAUGAUGAACAGGUGCGCGUGCUGGAGGAUGCCAAUUGGGAGGAGAUGGCGACGCUGGACCACGCUAAACGGAGCAUCAUGCCCACUCCGGCUGCGCGGCACGAGGCGUACGGCGAACUGAUCGCAUGGCGCGAGCCGAGUCGCUGGAUCGAAGAGACGGGCGGGCGCGGCAUUGUUCCAUACGAGCGCGGCAGCUUGCCGGCCGCACCAGCAGCGUUGCGAGUCGACCACGCAAAGGCGAACCCCAAGGUGGGCGUGCAUUGGCUCGCCUGGUCGCCCGACGGCACGCUGCUGGCGACUCGGAACGAAAAUGUGCCAGCCUGUCUCUACAUCUGGGCCUUUCCCUCCGACUCCGACAGCGCCGGUGCAGAAAGCACGCCGUAUCUGCUAGCGCUGCUCUCUCAGAGCGCAGCCAUCGAACACGCCGCGUGGCGCCCGGCUGCUGCUUCCCACGACGGCGGCAGCGGCGGCGCGACCCUCGCACUCCUCGCGGGCGGCGCGGCGCUGUAUCUCUGGCGGCGCGAGGAUGCGCAGCGGGAAGGGACGAGACAGAGAGCCGAGGCUGUGCCUGUGCCUAUUGAUGACUUUGCUGCCAGCGAGCUCCUCUGGUCGCCCGACGGCCAGAAGGUGACGCUGCUCGACGGGCGCAAGGGCGCGUUCUGCUGCGCCAUUGAUGCGCCCGACGAGGCGUCGUUUGCGAGUCACGAGAGUGUCGAUGAGCGAUGACUGCAAUGGGAAGCAUGUGGUCG
Tilletiopsis washingtonensis is the source of this 1760-nucleotide messenger RNA. RefSeq lists its product as hypothetical. The transcript has 10 exons. Gene Ontology annotation, molecular function: protein binding. Gene Ontology annotation, biological process: protein localization to mitotic spindle pole body; mitotic sister chromatid segregation; microtubule anchoring at mitotic spindle pole body. The record is from RefSeq and is a predicted model, not a curated record. NCBI's taxonomy places the organism in Eukaryota, Fungi, Basidiomycota, Exobasidiomycetes, Entylomatales. Bases 103 to 1737 code for a protein of 544 amino acids. Gene Ontology annotation, cellular component: MWP complex; mitotic spindle; microtubule organizing center.